UGUUCUGCCGCUCCAGACUGAGGCUCGGGGUGCCUCCAGCGCUUCAGACGAGUCUUUACAACACACCAACACUCAGAGACAUUUCUGCUGUCAGGACUGCUGCACCUGCUCUGCUGCUCAGCUGAGACGCGACUGUAGCGGAGGAGACACUUCAAGGAGACGCUCUUCCUUCUUUUUCGGGAAAAUGAAACUUGAAGUUUUCUCUGCGCACCACUUCGCACAGAAGCCGCUGGAGCUGUGCAUGGAUGCAGAGGGAGGAGUCCCGUCUCCUCUGUCCGGGGACGAGCUGGGGUCGGACGGGGACUGCGUGGCCAACAGCCCGGCACCUGUCACCCAGAGCGGCGACGGCAGCAAGGGGAAGCCGUACACCCGCAGACCCAAACCCCCUUACUCCUACAUCGCCCUCAUUGCCAUGGCCAUCCGGGAGUCCAGCAGCGGCCGCCUCACUCUGGCAGAGAUCAACGACUACCUGAUGAAGAAGUUCCCGUUUUUCCGCGGCAGCUACACCGGCUGGAGGAACUCUGUGCGCCACAACCUGUCACUCAACGACUGCUUCCUCAAAGUGCUGCGGGACCCGUCCAGGCCCUGGGGCAAGGACAACUACUGGAUGCUCAACCCGCAGAGCGAGUACACCUUCGCUGACGGGGUGUUCCGGCGCAGGAGGAAGCGCAUUGCCAAGAGGUCCCCCAAAGAGCAGGAGAGCCCGGACAUCCUCAGCGAGGACACCCGCCUCCCCGCCCCGGAGGAGAGGGUGGGGGCAAAGUUCUCCAGCUCCUUCGCCAUCGACAGCAUCCUCAGCACACCCUUCAAACGGAAGGAGGACAGCCACGCUGAUGCAGACACCCACGCCCCCCGGCUCUACUGGCCCCCAGGGGCCCACAUACUGCCUUACACUCUGAGCUAUCCGCCACAGCACACGUACCUGUCAGAGGGGGCGUACAGCGGCACGGAGCCCAGCAGGGAUGCACUCAGAUACCUCCAGCAGACGGCACCGGCCAUGGCCGCACCUGAGGCCGCGCUCCACGCGCUCAGGAUGCCCAGCAAGGCGCGAGGCUUCCAUAUAGACUCUUUGCUCUCAUAAAGCACGCGGACUGCUGUCAGACUUGUAUGUUUUGUCCCAUGAUGUGCACUUUUGUGGGCGCUCUUAGCUUUCAGUGCUUUAGCUGUUAAACUGUUUGGGACUCUGUCUGUCUCACCAUGACUACUGUAAGUCAUUUUGCAGUGAAAAAAAAAACAAACAAACAUGGCGUGUUGUUCAUAUAGAUCUAACUGAGUGGUGACAAAUAGUUGCUGUCAUCACCGGACAUUCCAUUGUGUGUGUGUGUGUGUGUGUGUGUGUGUGUGUGUGUGUGUGUGUGUGUGUGUGUGUGUGAGUGUGCGCGCGCGCGUAUUCACGCACCCACGGUUCAUUGGUCAUUUCUACUGUAUGACGGCAACUAAGUGCCACGUUGAAACAUAAAACUAUUCAUCUAUUUAUAUUUUCGUGUUUUGUAUGACCUGCUGUAUAAAAUAUUGUUGUAUAUAGAAAAAUAUUGACUGAGCUGCGAUGAGCAGUCACGUGGCCGCACUAGAAACGCAUGGAAAUGCCCGACGUUUUCCUGAGAUUGAUUCAUGCAUGCCUGGUAUUUUUAUGAAUAAAAAAACGUGAGACAAUGGGACCCUGGUGUUCAGCGAGUUAUUCAUGACAGGCAUGAAAGGGCGCUGGUGAGAUCACAAGCAGGUGUACAGAUCAGUGGGGGCGGGAGUGAACGGGCCUUACACCUGUUCGACAAGAGAGAUGGGUCAGAGGAGGCUUUCCUGUGAAGCCAACAAAAGCAGCCAAUUGUUGGUC
Molecule: messenger RNA, 1831 nt
Organism: Chelmon rostratus (copperband butterflyfish)
Lineage: Eukaryota; Metazoa; Chordata; Actinopteri; Chaetodontiformes; Chaetodontidae
Gene: foxq1b
Product: forkhead box Q1b
Exons: 1
Coding region: 185-1081 (298 amino acids)
Biological process (GO): cell differentiation; regulation of transcription by RNA polymerase II; anatomical structure morphogenesis
Molecular function (GO): DNA-binding transcription factor activity, RNA polymerase II-specific; RNA polymerase II cis-regulatory region sequence-specific DNA binding
Source: RefSeq, a predicted model, not a curated record